Mya arenaria is the source of this 1195-nucleotide messenger RNA. Its product is annotated as collagen alpha-4(VI) chain-like. The transcript has 8 exons. The coding region runs from base 58 to 957 and encodes 299 amino acids. NCBI's taxonomy places the organism in Eukaryota, Metazoa, Mollusca, Bivalvia, Myida, Myidae. The record is from RefSeq and is a predicted model, not a curated record.
AUCAAUAUUAAAGUUUCAUUAGUUUAUGAACUGUGUUAGAAAUGCUACAAUGCCGUCAUGGAUGUUUUAUUAGUUAUGAUGCUUUUCUUGAAGUUUUUCUUGAUUAACAAUGGAGAUUGCACGAAGGCAGAUGUCGUGUUUGUACUGGAUAUACCAGAAAACAUGGGAUAUUCAAAUUUUUACCUUGGAAUAAACUCGAUCGGGAAAUUCGCGGAUACUAUUUCCGGGAGUAGCAGUGAUGUUCAAAUAGGAGUCUACGUAUAUUCGAGCAAUUUUAUUGCGAUUCCUUUCACGUAUUCAAAGGACGUUGGUAUUAACGAUGCUUUAAACAGUUUAAGUUACCCAGCUGGAAGAUACAGUUCUCAAGAUUCGUUCCGGAAUACCAUAGACUGGAUGUUAACGCUGUCCCAGGGAAAGCGGUUCGAUGCCUCGACUUAUGUUUUUCUUUUAACAAAGAAAGACACUGGUAGAUUCACCAACGAUAUAGCUUGGUUUAUGGACAAGGGUGUUUCGGUGACAUGGGUUGUGGUUGGGUCGUCUGUGGCGAACCCCGGAUCAUACAUAUACCUGCCCGCCAUACAGGAUGCACAGGCCAUUGCACAGGCGCUCACAAACACCGUCCUAGCAGGUCAGAGUUUCUCUGAAGCUGAUGUGGUGUUUCUAGUGGACGGGUCCAACAGUAUGGAGCCCGACGGUUUCCAUGCGUCGAUGAAGUUUUUGUCCACGUUCGCCGACAAGGUUAAAGUCGGACCGUCCAACACACAAGUAGCCCUGAUCGUAUACACUGACUACAUCAUCCGGUGCCUCCUGUUCUCAUGGAAUUUUGACUCGGAGACAUUUAAACAGACGGUGUCAUCUAUAAGCUUGCCAGGCGGCAGUACAGACCAUGUUCGUGCGUUGACCUUAGUGGGCACUACAGUUUUAAAGCUUUCAAAUGCCAAGAGAAUGAAUGCUUAAACUGCCGUUGUUUUUAUAACUGAUGGUGACAAUGCAGAAACGGCGAGUGCGGUAGCCGGAUCUCUGAAAUCCAGUGGCGUUUUCAUCGUAGGAAUUCAGGCAAGGGCGACCGGAAGUGAAAUACUCGCGUGUCUUGUGACGUCACGUGACUAUUACCUUAGCCUGGUUGACGCCGAUGUCGAAGACGUCGUGUGUCAGCUGUUGCAAUUGAUUGGCAUUGAGGCACUCGAUAACGGCG